Messenger RNA from Mollisia scopiformis, 2055 nucleotides. RefSeq names its product HET-domain-containing protein. The record is from RefSeq and is a predicted model, not a curated record. The transcript is spliced from 2 exons. The coding region runs from base 1 to 2055 and encodes 684 amino acids. NCBI's taxonomy places the organism in Eukaryota, Fungi, Ascomycota, Leotiomycetes, Helotiales, Mollisiaceae.
AUGUUCCAUAAUGCGGAGACUAAGCCUCCCGUCAAGCAGAGGGUCUUCACCAACCUAGGAGCGGGCUGCGGGCUGCUGCUAGCCCUGCUGGUAGCUUUAUCCUCGCCAGCCUGGUACCCGCUUCUCGCUCUGUACAACUUCUUGUCCCCGGAUUUCGAAGAAUCCUUGAUCAAAGGGUACAAGCGACCAGUCAUUGGGCUGAAGUUGUGCUGGCGAUGCAAGGCUUUGAAGUAUCGACUCUGGGAGAAGACCAGACAUCAUCCCAAUUACUCACGAUUACGAUCUUCUGCUGCAAGUGGAUGUUGGCUAUGCCAGGCCAUAGACUAUCAAUGGGGGGUCGCACUGCAAGAUCACAAUCAACCUCCUGUGUUGACGGACCCUUCUGAGUUGCGGAUGGGGAAGACCCCUCAUUUACUUCUCUGGUUUGUAGACCAUACCAUUACAGCGAGUGGUUAUCUUGACGAUUUGCGAGGAUCUGACUACUACCAAUAUAUAUAUGGUCCGCAACCUCGCGCUUUACAAGAAGACCCCUCUUCAAGACCCACUUUCGAUCUCAUCGAUGGAUGGCUUAGUCUCUGUAACAGAAGCCAUCAUUGUUACCAAGGAGAGCACAGCUUCCCAACUCGAGUCGUUGACGUCAGCGGAUCAAGUCCUCGACUUGUCAUUGGAGAUGGUAUUGAUGCGCCCUACAUAACCUUGAGUCAUUGUUGGGGAAAUGUCCAGCCGCUGAUCACAACCCGAGAGACUCUUGACGACAGGCUUGAGGAAAUUACCUUCCAAUCAUUACCAGAGCUAUUCCAAGAUGCAGUGUUCAUCACGCGACAGCUUGGAAUUAGGUAUCUAUGGAUCGAUUCGCUAUGUAUUGUGCAGGAUUGUGAAGAUGAUUGGGCUAGAGAGGCCUCGAAGAUGGGAAACGUAUAUCGCCAUGCAUACCUCACGAUCUUCGCACUAGAUGCACCCAACUCUCAUCACCGAAUAUUGUCCUGUAGACCUCGAGCAGCUGAGAAGGAUAUCAGUGUGGAAGAAGUCGAGUUACUUGCGGUAGGCGAUAAGCAUGCGAUCUUCAAACAGUCGCCAUUAUGCCACAGGGCAUGGGCGCUUCAGGAGAGAUUAUUGUCCCCUCGAGUCUUGUUCUACAGUAAGACAGAGAUCUUCUGGGAAUGCCUUGCUUGUACUGCACGAGAAGGAAGCAAGAGGAUCAAAGCUUACAGGCCCUCCGAGUAUUCCUACACAAGCUAUGAAUGUCCGGAUGUGAAGAAUUGUCUCAUAAUCCCUCGAGGAGACUCACCUUCAAUGCCCCUGUCCCCUCCUUCAGACUGGUACAUCAUUGUGGUCGAAUACACUCGCUGCUACCUCACCAAGCCGACGGACAAACUGCCAGCGUUGUCUGGUCUGGCCGCAAUCUUCCAAGCCAAUACCGGGUACUCUUAUAUGGCUGGACUUUGGCAAGAAGAUUUUCGCGACGGCCUCUUAUGGUAUGUGGACUAUACACAAAACCAAGUUCGCCAUACUGGGACUGAAAAUCCAGGUCCAUCCUGGUCUUGGGUCUCUUCGUGCCGUCCGGUCUUGUAUGUCACAGUGACGGGCUCUCGAUCUUCAGCUAGAUAUGCCCCUCACAGAGAUCCGAAGCUUGUAGGUUCGAUUUCUACCCAAAAGAAGACAAGCAAUCCUAUGGGAGAGGUCUUGUACGACUCUGUAACAGUGGAAGCGGAUUUCGAAAUUCUCGAACUGCUCAACGACGGUCUGGGUAUCAGCAUCUGUGACAGCACUGGGACGAAGGUUACCUUGUUCCUUGACGAUUGUAAUGCAGUACACCAACCAGGAACACAAUGUCUGGGUCUCUUUCUCACUACCAGGGACGUUCAUUCUCCAAAUUACGGCCGAGACAACGAUGUUGGAAGUAGGUUUAGCGGAAUCAGCUGGACGUAUUUUCUGGUCAUUGUACAAGACCCGAAACGCAGUGGGUGUUGGAAUAGGAUUGGGCUUGCUCGAUGUUCCGAAAGCCGAAGGCUUUUUUUGCAAGAUACCGAAAGGAUGGCAUUCGAGCUUGUUUGA